GGACCUGACCGCGCUGGGCGCACGCAGCCGGAGUAGGGCUGAGGAGGGAACCUGUGGCGCCCGCCCUCCGGUCGUAGGCAGGAGAGGGGUCUAGGGCUCCGAAAGAGGCGUAGGCUGGAGGCCUGGGCGUCCCUGAGUCCUCUGGAAGAAGGGCUGGGGGUCUGGGGACCUGCGUGCCGGGAGGGGAAGUCCGGGGGGCCAGAAGAGAAGGCCCGGCUUCCUCGAUCCUCGGAGGAGGAGGGGCCGGAGGUCUGGCCUCCUGGGUUCUCAAAGGAGAAGAGGGCUGGAGGCCUGGGUUCUUAAAAGAGGGAGUCUGGGGGUGGAAUCCUCUUCUUGAAGGAGGAGGGGCCUGGAAGUCUGGAUUCUUAUGUUCUCAAAGGAGAGGAGCUGAGGACCAUGUCGCCCGAAGAAUGGACGUAUCUAGUGGUUCUUCUUAUCUCCAUCCCCAUCGGCUUCCUCUUUAAGAAAGCUGGACCUGGGCUGAAGAGAUGGGGGGCCGCAGCUGUGGGCCUGGGGCUCACCUUGUUCACCUGUGGCCCCCACACUUUGCAUUCUCUGAUCACCAUCCUUGGGACCUGGGCCCUCAUUCAGGCCCAGCCCUGCUCCUGCCACGCCCUGGCCCUAGCCUGGACUUUCUCCUACCUCCUGUUCUUCCGAGCCCUCAGCCUGCUGGGCCUGCCCACUCCCACGCCCUUCACCAAUGCUGUCCAGCUGCUGCUGACACUGAAGCUGGUGAGUCUGGCUAGUGAGGUGCAGGACCUGCACCUGGCCCAGAGGAAGGAAAUGGCCUCGGGCUUCAGCAAGGGACCCAGCUUGGGGCUGCUGCCCGACGUCCCCUCUCUGAUGGAGACACUCAGCUACAGCUACUGCUACGUGGGAAUCAUGACCGGCCCCUUCUUCCGCUACCGCACGUACCUGGACUGGCUGGAGCAGCCGUUCCCGGGCGCCGUGCCCAGCCUGCGGCCCCUGCUGCGCCGCGCCUGGCCGGCCCCGCUCUUUGGGCUGCUCUUCCUGCUGUCCUCGCACCUCUUCCCGCUGGAGGCCGUGCGCGAGGACGCCUUCUACGCCCGCCCGCUGCCCGCCCGCCUCUUCUACAUGAUCCCCGUCUUCUUCGCCUUCCGCAUGCGCUUCUACGUGGCCUGGAUUGCAGCCGAGUGUGGCUGCAUUGCCGCGGGCUUCGGGGCCUACCCCGUGGCUGCCAAAGCUCGGGCCGGGGGCGGCCCCACCCUCCAAUGCCCACCCCCCAGCAGUCCGGAGGAGGCCGCUGCCCUGGAGUACGACUAUGAGACCGUCCGCAACAUCGACUGCUACCGCACAGACUUCUGCGUGCGGGUGCGGGAGGGCAUGCGGUACUGGAACAUGACGGUGCAGUGGUGGCUGGCGCAGUACGUCUACAAGAGCGCGCCCACCCACUCCUACGUCCUCAGGAGCGCCUGGACCAUGCUGCUGAGUGCCUACUGGCACGGCCUCCACCCUGGCUACUACCUAAGCUUCCUGACCAUCCCGCUGUGCCUGGCCGCGGAGGGCCGGCUGGAGUCGGCGCUGCGGUGGCGGCUGGGCCCGGGCGGCCAGCAGGCCUGGGACUGGGUGCACUGGUUCCUGAAGAUGCGGGCCUAUGACUACAUGUGCAUGGGCUUUGUGCUGCUCUCCAUGGGCGACACCCUCCGCUACUGGGCCUCCGUCUACUUCUGCAUCCACGCCCUGGCCCUGCUGGCCCUGGGCCUGGGGCUGGUUCUGGGCGGGGGCGGCGCCAGCCGGCGGAAGGCAGCAGCCCAGGCUGCCGGCGUUGCCCCAGAAAAGCUCCGGGAGGAGUGAGCUGCCAGCUCUCCCUCUGCCCGGCCGGCCGGCCGCCAAGCUCCUGCCUGGGAAUUCCGUGAGCCAGGCUGCGUCUCCUUUCUGAGUCCCCCGUGUGGCUCUGGCUCGGGGCCUGGGGCCUGGAGGGUCCCGCGUCCCUCAGCACCCCGCCUCACAGCCCGGCUCCCCCUGGCUCCCGAGCUCCUUUCCUCCUGCAACAUGCAAAGCGCUGUCCAGACAAGACUCCUUUGUUCCCUGUGGGGCUACCGGGUUUCCAGAGCUGGACCCCCAAGCAGCAGGGGCCUGAGGCGCAGUCCCCCCUCCAUUCCGCAGUGGAAGGAGGCGCUCCGGGUGUGGAAACCUCUCCCUGUGGCUUUCCCGUUUUUACAUCAUCACGCCAGUGUCUCAGGCCUAGGAGGGAACCUAACCUUCCACUUCACAAAGGGGAAACCGAGGCACCGGUGAGCAGGCCUGGAGACCACCGUUCCUGUGGAUCCCAUCUGAGCCACCUCAGGGUCCCAGUGCUCCUGUCAUCCUGCGGCAUAGGAUGGCAUCAGUGUGCGGCUCUCCCAAUAAAGUGUGCACAGACCGUGUGUGUGCAGUGUCUGGGUGGGCGACCCAUGUGGGGGGGUGGGCCACCCAACCCCUGUGCUGUGCCCUGCCCCCGUCCCCAGGGUCCUGACGAGCACCUGUGGACUUCAGUUCCCAGCAGACCUUUGGGAGCAGUAGCCCUGACAGGUUAUAGGAAGUGCACACUAUUC
Molecule: messenger RNA, 2555 nt
Organism: Molossus molossus (Pallas's mastiff bat)
Lineage: Eukaryota; Metazoa; Chordata; Mammalia; Chiroptera; Molossidae
Gene: MBOAT7
Product: membrane bound O-acyltransferase domain containing 7
Exons: 8
Coding region: 397-1815 (472 amino acids)
Biological process (GO): lipid modification; phosphatidylinositol biosynthetic process
Cellular component (GO): membrane; mitochondria-associated endoplasmic reticulum membrane contact site
Molecular function (GO): lysophospholipid acyltransferase activity
Source: RefSeq, a predicted model, not a curated record